This is a messenger RNA of Paramormyrops kingsleyae, 9692 nucleotides long. RefSeq names its product microtubule associated serine/threonine kinase 2 (gene mast2). Lineage: Eukaryota; Metazoa; Chordata; Actinopteri; Osteoglossiformes; Mormyridae. The record is from RefSeq and is a predicted model, not a curated record. Gene Ontology annotation, cellular component: microtubule cytoskeleton. Gene Ontology annotation, molecular function: protein binding; protein serine/threonine kinase activity; ATP binding. Gene Ontology annotation, biological process: intracellular signal transduction; cytoskeleton organization; peptidyl-serine phosphorylation.
GGAAGGCACAUGUUGGAGAGGGGGAGAGAGAGCGAGGGGCAGAGCGCUGUGGAAAAACGGCUUCCAAGGGCCAGUCGCUCACACAGGCUGUUCCUUCAGCUCCCUCCUUGUGAAUGUAAAGGCGAGAGAGAGACUGAAAGCCUGAGGAAAAACGUGCCCUUUGUGUGGCAUUCGAAGCAGCUCCCCAUUGAAGCUCCCAGCCGCGGGAGCUGCUCAGGGACCAUCGGAAGAGAAGAAAGGUUGGCGGUGUCCGUGCAGCCCCGUGCACACCCUCAGGCCAAAACCUCAGUGCCUGGUCGGGAACCUGCAGGACAGAAUCUCUUACAGGAAGUUACACUGUUGGCGGAACGGAAUCUGGUAGUGCUACUCCGCUGGACUGUUUCCUUUACCUUUCCCUGAGCUGCUGCCGAGAUAUAUAGAGCCUAGGAGAGAGUGGCUCAUAGUGACUUUGGCGAAUCUAAAACAAGCAAUCGUUUGCUGGUGGACUCUGCUCGAUGAUCCAGUGUGUCUCCCUGGGGGAACUGUAGCACACACUAUCAGAUGCCUGUCGGAUACAUAGCCUGUGUCUGCUGUGGAGUGCUGCAUUCAUUAUGAUUCUGUGUCUGUUUCAGGGCAGAACAGUCACUCUCUCUUCACUUAUUAUGGGACUUAUUUAAUCUCUGUGAUGGUGUCUGGCUGGUAAAUGUAAUUGAUCUUUCAAAACUCUCUUUCUUGGUUCAUAGUUGUCAUUAAGGAAAAUUACUUAUAAAUUAUGCAGUAACUGUGGUCUCCGUAGGAUUUAUGUGUGUGUAGACUUACGGUUUGUGUACGGGUCUGAAAAAAAGGAACUGCGAAACGGUGAUACUAAAGUGGUGCACUGGGGCUGCACUUGGUGAGAGCGACACCUUGGUACUGAAUGGGACAGCUGGUCAGUCGGCCAGGUCGCCUCCGUGUAAGCUUGUUGGUGGAGAGCACGGAGAAUGCCUGCUGCUGGAAAAGAGCAAAGGACACUGGUCUCCUCCACAUCCUGCGUGCCGGGAGAGGAGACCCAUGUUUGAGUCUUUCUGAGGGAUCCCCUGUUUUGAACCUCAGGAAGCACUUGGAGGACUCAUCUGAGGCGAGAAAAAAUGUGAUAUGAUCCAAAAACGAAGACAAUCUGAGUAGGAAUAAAAAAUAACUCCCCUGCGAGUGUUUAAUACCAAGACCUUCUUUUUCUUUUCUUAAUGUUUUAAGACUCACUAGCUUCUUGGGAAUUAAUUUGCUGAUUGCAUAGUGACAUACAGGAAGGCAGCGGGAGAGUGACUGAAUUGGCCCACAGGGCCUGAUAGCUGCGGCCCCUCUCCGCAAGACACCCUGGAGUCCGCCAGUGUACACACACUGGCUCAGGUGACAAGUACUGUACAUCAGCCUACAGGGCAGGGAGGGACCGGUGGGAUCUGCCUUCACUAGAGGGGUAGACUGGGGACGGGAGAAGUUGAUGGUCUGGCGCUGGCAGCAUGGACGACUCCAGCAUCUUGAGACGUCGAGGCCUACAGAAGGAACUGAGCCUUCCAAGAAGAGGCAGCUUCUGCCGGACAAGCAACAGGAAGAGUCUCAUAGUGACGUCGAGCACAUCCCCCACCCUGCCCAGGCCGCACUCCCCACUUCAUGGCCACACAGGGACCAGUCCCCUGGAUAGUCCAAGAAACUUUUCUCCGAACACUGCAGCCCAUUUCUCCUUUGUGCCGGCACGCAGUCAUGGGCACAGGGCUGACAGGACCGACGGUCGAAGGUGGUCUCUGGCCUCGCUGCCGUCCUCUGGCUAUGGCACCAACACGCCGAGCUCAACAGUCUCGUCGUCCUGUUCAUCCCAGGAGAGGCUGCACCAGCUGCCCUUCCAGCCCACGGCCGACGAGCUGCACUUCCUCACCAAGCACUUCAGCUCUGAGAGCGUUACGGACGAAGAGGGCCGCCGCUCGCCCGCCCUGAGGCCACGCUCCCGGAGCCUCAGUCCUGGCCGGUCGCCCAUCUCCUUUGACCAUGAGAUCGUCAUGAUGAACCAUGUGUACAAGGAGCGGUUCCCCAAGGCCACCGCUCAGAUGGAGGAGCGCCUGGCGGAUUUCCUAUCAUCUUCCGCCCCGGGAAAGGUGGAGCCCCUGGCCGAUGGCGUGUUGAGCUUCAUUCACCACCAGGUGAUAGAGCUGACGCGAGACUGCCUGGACAAGUCCCGCGAGGGCCUCAUCACCUCCCGCUACUUCUACGAGCUGCAGGAGAACCUGGAGAAGCUGCUGCAGGAUGCUCACGAGCGAUCAGAAAGUGCGGAAGUGACCUUCGUCACCCAGCUGGUGAAGAAUUUGAUGAUCAUCAUCGCCCGGCCUGCACGCCUACUGGAGUGUUUGGAGUUUGACCCAGAGGAGUUUUACCACCUGCUGGAAGCUGCUGAAGGCCAUGCCAAAGAGGGCCAGGGCAUCAAGUCAGACAUCCCCCGCUACAUCAUCAGCCAGCUGGGCCUCACCAGGGAUCCCCUGGAGGAAAUGGCCCAGCUGAGCAGCUAUGACAGUGGCAACCCAGACACUCCUGAGACGGACGACUCCACGGAGAAUCGUGGUGCGGUGGUACAGCCGCAGUCCAAGAUGAAGACCCCAUGUGAAGAAGACUUUGAGAACAUUAAGCUCAUCAGCAACGGGGCAUAUGGGGCUGUCUUCUUGGUGCGGCACAAAGAGACACGCCAACGCUUUGCUAUGAAGAAGAUCAACAAGCAGAACCUGAUUCUGAGGAAUCAGAUCCAGCAGGCCUUCGUGGAGCGGGACAUCCUGACCUUCGCUGAGAACCCCUUCGUGGUCAGCAUGUUCUGCUCCUUCGAGACACGCCGGCACCUCUGCAUGGUGAUGGAGUAUGUCGAAGGGGGAGACUGUGCUACGCUGCUUAAGAACAUUGGGGCCCUCCCCGUAGACAUGGCCAGGAUGUACUUCGCCGAGACGGUCCUAGCGCUGGAGUACCUGCACAACUAUGGGAUCGUGCACAGAGACCUAAAGCCCGACAAUCUCCUGAUUACCUCGCUGGGACACAUCAAGCUGACCGAUUUUGGGCUGUCCAAGAUCGGCCUCAUGAGUCUCACCACCAACCUGUACGAGGGGCACAUAGAGAAGGACGCUCGUGAGUUUCUGGACAAGCAGGUGUGUGGCACCCCCGAGUACAUCGCCCCGGAAGUGAUCCUCCGACAGGGCUACGGCAAGCCGGUGGAUUGGUGGGCCAUGGGUGUGAUCCUCUAUGAGUUCCUGGUGGGCUGCGCUCCCUUCUUCGGGGACACGCCCGAGGAGCUCUUCGGACAGGUCAUCAGCGAUGAGAUCAUCUGGCCAGAGGAGGAAGAGGCCUUGCCAUCAGAUGCCCAGGACCUCAUCUCCAAGCUGCUGCAUCAGAAUCCCUUGGAGCGUCUGGGGACAGGUGGAGCCUUCGAGGUGAAGCAGCACCGCUUCUUCUCGGACCUGGACUGGAACAGCCUUCUGAGGCAGAAGGCUGAGUUCAUCCCCCAGUUGGAAUCGGAGGACGAUACCAGCUACUUUGACACCCGGUCCGACCGGUAUCACCAUGUGGACUCCGAGGAGGAGGACGACACCAAUGACGACGAGCACCUGGAGAUCCGCCAGUUCUCCUCUUGUUCUCCUCGCUUUAGCAAGGUGUACAGCAGCAUGGAGCGCCUCUCGCUCCACGAGGAGAAGAGGACUCCUCCCCCCACCAAACGCAGCCUGAGCGAGGAGGGCGGGGACCGAUUCGACAGCCUGGGUGGCCUCAAGUCACGUGACCGCAGCUGGAUGGUCGGAUCCCCAGAAAUCCUGCGGAAGCGGCUGUCUGUGUCGGAGUCCUCGCAUACGGAGAGUGACUCCAGCCCUCCUCUGACGGUGCGCCGGCGCUGCUGUUCGGCCAUCAUUGAGAUGCCCCGCUUCGCGAUCUCCACCGAGGACGAGACUGCCGGUGCCCGCAGGAGCCCCUCGCUGCUGCCGCAGACCCCGGCCCGCGGGCCACGGGGCGAGGAGCUGCCCCUGUCCAUCCCGGAGCUGCCCCUGGAGAGGGAGCUGAAGCUGGAUGAGUCUCCCACCACCCCGGGCUCCACCGGCAGCCAGCUGAGCAGGGCCACUCUCACCCCGGGCGGCUCAAGCGACGUGUGGGACCGGUCGUCUCCACGUGGCCCCUCCGCCGAGGGGGUGGACAGCUCCACCCCCAGGGCCAUCAGCGACCUGGCAGCCCGCCGUGCCCGCCACCGGCUGCUGUCGGGAGAGUCCCUGGAGAAGCACACCUCCCGUCCCCUCAACAAGGUCAUCAAGUCGGCCUCGGCCACCACGCUCUCGCUGCUCAUCCCCGCAGAGCACCACGUCGCCUCUCCAUUGGCCAGCCCCAUGUCGCCACGCUCACUCUCCUCCAACCCCUCAUCGAGGGACUCCUCCCCCAGCCGCGACCUCUCUCCUGCCGUGUGCAACACCAAGCCCGCCAUCGUCAUCCACCGCUCUGGCAAGAAGUACGGCUUCACCCUGCGCGCCAUCCGCGUCUACAUGGGCGACACAGACAUCUACACCGUGCACCACAUGGUCUGGCAUGUGGAGGACGGUGGUCCCGCCCACGAGGCCGGCCUGAGGGAGCGGGAUCUCAUCACACACGUCAACGGGGAGCCCGUGCACGGCCUGGUGCACACCGAGGUGGUGGAGCUCAUCCUUAAGAGUGGCAACAAGGUCUCCAUCUCUGCCACGCCCUUCGAGAACACCUCCAUUAAGGUGGGCCCUGCCCGCAAGGCCAACCGUAAAGCCAAGAUGGCACGCCGCAACAAGAAGACUAAGACUAAGGAGAGCCAGGACAGCACCAAGAAGCGGACGUCGCUGUUCCGCCGUAUCACCAAGCAGGCCUCGCUCCUACACACCAGCCGCAGCCUGUCCUCCCUGAACCGCUCACUGUCGUCCGGGGAGAGUGUCCCCGGCUCCCCCACACACAACCUGUCCCCCCGUUCGCCCACGCAGGGCUACCGCUCAACGCCGGACUCUGCACACUCUGUAGGGGGCACGUCGUCGCAGAGCAGCUCCCCCAGCUCCAGCGUCCCCAACUCCCCAGCCAGCUCUGGCCAUAUCCGGCCCAGCUCCCUGCAUGGCCUGGGCCCCAAGCUGCAGAGGCAGUACCGCUCGCCCCGCCGCAAAUCGGCCGGCAACAUCCCGCUGUCACCGCUGGCGCGCACGCCCUCACCGACGCCACAGAGCACCUCCCCCCAGCGCUCGCCCUCCCCCCUGGCUGGCCACACCCUGGGCCCCUCCUUCCCAGUGAAGCUGCACUCCUCACCGCCCCUGGUGCGCCAGAUCUCACGGCCCAAGAGCGCCGAGCCGCCACGUUCGCCGCUGCUGAAGCGUGUGCAGUCAGCGGAGAAGCUGGCUGCCUCCCUGUCCUCCUCCUCCUCCUCGCCCUCUCCCUCCUCUGCCGCCGACAAGAAGCUGCCUGCAGCCUCCCGCAAGCACAGUCUGGAUGUCUCACACUCUGACUUCAAGAAGGAGAUGCUGCAGCGGGACCCCAGCCUGCAGAGCCUGCAGGAAUCGGCCAGCGAGACCCUCCUGGGGGGCAGGGCGGCCCCUGCCGAGAAGGGCAGCCUGCAGAAGCCCUCCCCGUCCCGGAAGCCUGGCCGGCAGGAGGUCCCUGAUUUGGGGGCUGCCUCUCUGGGCCUAACGCCCGGGAAGAGCAAGCUAAAGGACAAGCUGUCGGCCAUUCGGCAGGACCGCGCAGGCCGGCGGGAGUCAUUGCAGAAGCAGGAUGCCAUACACGAGGUGGACUCCUCUGAGGAUGAGACGGAUGAGGGCUCUGAGGACAGCCAGGACGGCCGCCGGCUGGGCAGCUGGGGGGAUGGUCGGCACAGGAGCAAGGAGGAGGUGCCCUUCGUGCCCCCGGCCUCUGUGCUCAGGCCCGCAACUGUGAUGGGUGCUCCUUCUGUUAAGGCGGUCCCCGCAGUGGCCCCGAGCUUGUCCGUUCCAAUCCCUACUCCAGCUUCUGCAGCCCCCCUUCAGCCGGGGAAACUGCCCCAGACUCGGGCCGAGGGUGUAGCUGCAGAGCAGACCCUGGUCCCGGUCGUCCCAGACAGUGGCCCGGUGGCGGCAGUGGCGCCGGAGGCCGUGUCCACCCCCAAGGUCAGCUCACUUCCCCAGGGGCCCGUGAACAAGCUGCCAGGCCCGUUUCCCACCCCCGGCAGCGCUUUCAUCCCUAUCACUAAGGAGAGCCCUGAGAAGCCGGCUUCUAUCUCAACAGUGCCCCCUCAGGACCGGAGGACCAGCUGCCCUGCUGCUGAAGCCAAGCCAAACGAUAUUGCCCCAAAGGGGCUUCUGUCGCCCAAGCCUCAGUCCUGUACCCCGGUGGCGGACUCCAGGGACCCCCCUGCACCUGUCACAGGGACGAGUAAGGAGAAGAAGGAAGCGGAGAAUCGGCGGCAGGCCUUGCACGUUGCGGCCAUUGCUGCCGCCGCCGCUCCACUAGCCGAAAGCGGGGUUGACAAGGUCGUGUCCCAGCUGGCCACCGUGGCUAAAAGCGUUCUGGGGCCGGUCAGGCUCAGUCUCCCCGCUGCCAGGGAGGCCUUCGACAGGGCCCGUGACCUGCGGCCAGCGAAUCCUCUUCAGCCCCCCUGCAGGGAGCAGGAAACGGCGCCGUCGGGCACGCCCCCCAGACAGGCCAGCCCUCAGAUCUCACGUCGGCCCGGGGUAUCCCCUCCCAAGCAGGCUGCCUCCUCUCCGAGUCUCGUGGAGCCCAUCGGAGAUCGAGGGAGGCUCACGCCUAGCAGGACCUCUGCCCAGACCCCCGAGGGGUCGCAAGAGCGGGCAAGCUCCCUGCCCCAGGACAGCCCAGCGCACCAGCAGCUGAGGCAGGGUCAGGUGGGCAGCGCUCCGCAGAGACCUGCGGCACCGCAGGACAAAACUGGCAGGAAGACGUAGCAGCGACUGCCAACUGAUAUGGACUAGCAGCAAGGCAUGCUGGGAUAGCAGUACGAUCGACACACUAACCUGAGAAGCACUAGCUGUUAAGAUAAAACAAAAACAGGAAUAAAUGACAAGCUCUAUUCUGGAUUGUUUUUCGCCGUAUGUCUAGCAUCUGACACCUGGAUUGUUAGCUUUUCCUCCUGUUUGACUGACGUUUGCGUGGAGUCUGUUGCUCUCCGCAGACGGUUUCAGCUAAAACGAACGGCUCGCAGUCGCUGGGAUGGACUUUGAAAGCAGAUCUUUCCAUUUCCAUUAUCGGUAUUCUCCAGCUGAAAGGCAGCAGUCUGCAUUCCAAUCUGUUCUCGGGUCACUCGCACUAACUGGUCGUGCCUUAGAGGAAAACAUUUCAUUUUCAUCCUUUUUUUUUUCUUUCCAAGAGCAGCUUUAUCGGGGGAAGCAAGUAUGUAUCUCAGCAAUAAAAUGGCUUUCGUUUAGCAAAUUGUGUACACCUAUGACAUUGAUUUAAAAAAAAAAAGAAAAAGCAAGCGGUUUAGCUAUUUCAUAGCCAGACUCCAACCUGCUGCUUCCCCAUUAUUACCACUUGGCUUUUACUGAUGUUUCGGGCAGCACUGAAGCCAGAUUGUAGAUUAAGUGCAUGUAACUGGGCUGCAGGGUGUUGUGGCUGCUUUCUCUGCAUACACUCAGUGCUGUGCUCCUGCUCCUAUGCCAGAGGCCUGUCCCACCGCCUGUUAGCCUGCUGAACUUCAUAUCUGAGUGGAGAUUUUUGCCAAAUUGUUGGAGUUCUGCCCCAAUCUGGGACUUCUGGUUCUGGCACAAUCACGCAGGUUCAUAGCAGCAUGGGUGAUGGAACCGAGAGGGACAUGAGCUGUCUGAUAGCUGGAGAAUGGGGGGAUAGGGUAAACUGUCAAUUAGUCUGCUACUGCUACAGUGGCCAUUGGGCGUUUCAAGCCUCUGAUUAACCCCAUCCUACAAACAUGGUUAUUGUCACUGUCGAUAGUAAGUUUGUACAGCGGACCAGCAUGCCGUGUUUUGUGCUUGGGGUUUUUUUUGAUUUCCUGAGUGGAUCCCUCUUUAUAAGUGUGUGUGUGUGUGUGUGUGUGUGCGCGUGCGCGUGUGCGUGUGCGUGUGUGUGUGUGCGCGUGCGCGUGUGCGUGUGCAUGUGAUAGAAAUAGAGAGCGAAGGAGAGAGAUGUGUGUUGUUUGGAGAGUGUGUUCAUAUCAGGACAGCUUCAGCUGUGGACAGCAGUCCUUCACUUACCUGGGGGCUGCAAUACAUUUGCACAUAUGCGUUAAGGCCGGUGCACAGAUCUGGCACCAUUCUGAACCCGACUCCAGGGGCCUGUGACCGAAACCCUUUCAGACUGACCUCAGAUCAGCAGUGGGCUCCCUGGGCCUGCAGUUUGCAUGGUGUGUUUACAGCGUGUACCCCUUUAUGGUCACCUACCAUCAUCCCUUCCCGAAUUGGGGGAGGGGGGCUGAUCCCAUAGAGCCCUCCUCUUGUUCUGCUGUGAAUUCAGCAGUGUAUUCCCCCACCAUGUCACAGAGGCAUGUCCUGACAGGCCUGCGAAUGCACCUUCGGUUAUUACCAUAAGGCAAGAUCGCUGCAGGUUAGUCUUGCUCGCUGAGGUGCCCUGGCUGAUCUCACGGAAGCAUGACGUUUACUGGCAAACACCCAAAGAACUGAGCUGAUUAGGGGGCGGCCCUGGGAGACCGGCGUCGUGUGGUAUGUGCAUUUAGAGGAUUUCUGACUUAUUAGGAAGGAAUCAUUUUACAGAAAUGACAGUCUUGUGUGCAGAGUAUGGAAGUGUGUUUCUGGAGCUUAUGUGCAUAACGCAGCAGAGCCGUCAAUAUUCUGCAUCAGGAAAUCCACAGUGACACAUUUCCUCACUACAGUAAUACACAGGAGUUAUCCAGCUUGCCUGACCAAAGCCUUUCUAAAACAGACCUGCAGUCCCUGUUAAAUCCCCAAAUAGCCUUUGGAAAAAAAAAAAAGUUUACAGUUGCAGAAGGGGUGGAAAAAAUGUGAGUUGUAAAUAGUGAUCUGUUCUAUUUAAUCUAUUUGUGAGAGUGUUGUGUUUAGGUGACAGUUGUACUGGCCUUAAUGUUGUAGGGGCUCCCGCUUACUGGAAGUGCAUCUUGGGAGUGACAUAGCCACAAUGGCCUUCUGGGUCUUGUAGUUCUGUAGCUGAAAGUCUCUGUUCUAUUCAAGGACCACUUGUCUUCAAUGUGAGAAAUAUGUGUUACUCGCCAUGAUACUUGAGGCCGGAGGGAGGGUACGUGUGUGUCUGGGAUGCAGCAAGGUCACCUGACCACCUGCGAGGAGUGCAGCAGUCUGCUUUUAUCCCUCCUUGCCAUUUCUCUCAUUCACACAGUUUCUUUAGUCUCUGACACACAUUGACUGUGGAAGGAGGUCUCUUAGAUGUCUUGUGUGUUUUUUAACGGAGAGAGAUAAUAAAUAACAAUUUUAAAAUAAUUUUAUAUAUGCAGGAUCUGUGUAAUCCUUAGCAGUGUUAAUGUUGUCCUGCGUGUAGAGACCAGUGCCAUAGAUGGCCCAGCCCCGCUGGGUUGGUGGUUGGAGCACGAGGAUGGGGCUCCCUUUUGGGGGAGGGGGGGGGGCAGCGUGCUUUUGUCUGUUAGUGUGGGAAGGGUGUUACCGCAGCUUACGUGGGAUGGGGUUCAGGGUAUGACAAACUGCUAGAGUAAAACCAGUGCAAUAUCUUUUUAAUUUUGUGUUAAUUGCAUGUUGUUAUUCCUUAUAAAUAAAGUUUUUAUACUAAAAAGA